This is a messenger RNA of Drosophila willistoni, 2277 nucleotides long. Its product is annotated as protein croquemort. Gene Ontology annotation, cellular component: membrane; cytoplasm. The record is from RefSeq and is a predicted model, not a curated record. Bases 265 to 1740 code for a protein of 491 amino acids. NCBI's taxonomy places the organism in Eukaryota, Metazoa, Arthropoda, Insecta, Diptera, Drosophilidae. Gene Ontology annotation, molecular function: scavenger receptor activity. The transcript is spliced from 5 exons.
AAUAUUUGUUAAUUUAAUUAAAGGAUUACUUUGCAAGAGUAAUUUUCGCAGCUAUUACUCUUUUCUAAGCAUCUUACGCAUUAGUCAUAGUGCCUUAAUCUAGUUUUAGCUUUAGAGUUAAUAAGGGUCAUCAAGGUGUCAAGGUUGCAACUGUCUGUCCUGUCUCUGUCUGCUGAUGCAACGUAGACCAGCCGUAACUCCGUAGGUUUUUGUUGUAUUUAAAGAAACUUUCUGAGGACAAGAGGCUUGAGACAAAAGAACAUCAUGUGCUGUAAAUGUUGCGGAGAAACUCAACGUAAAGUUUGGGUAUUUGGCCUGGGAGCACUUUUUGCAGUGCUUGGCGUUCUCACUGUGGUCUUUUGGCCCGGUCUGGCCGAUUCACUGGUUGAGGAUGGUCUGAAACUUAAGCCCGGCACUGAUACCUAUGACAGUUGGCUGGAGGCUCCCAUACCCAUAUAUCUAUCAUUCUAUAUGUUCAAUUGGACAAAUCCAGAGGAUAUACGUGAUCAUGAUAUAAAACCGAAUUUUGUGGAAAUGGGUCCAUAUGUUUUCCUUGAGAAGCAUAAAAAGGAGAAUUUCACAUUUUUCGAAAACAAUACGGUGGCAUAUUAUGAGCGGCGUACUUGGUGGUUUGAUACGGAACGUUCCAAUGGCACAUUAGAUGAUCUGGUCACGGCGGCACAUGUUAUCACUGCCACAGUGGCCGAUGAAAUGCGUCAUAAUCGUAAAUUCUUUAAGAAAAUUAUUAACUUCAUGUUAAAUCAUGAGGGCGGAGAAUUGUAUACAACAAAACCAGUGGGCGAAUGGAUAUUCGAUGGCUACCAGGAUAAUUUAACGGAUUUCUUGAAUCUGUUCAAUACCACAGCAAUUGAUAUACCUUAUACGAGAUUCGGUUGGCUGGCUGAUCGCAAUGGUUCCUUGGAAUAUGACGGCCUCUUCACCAUUCAUACGGGCACCGAUGACAUUGCCAACUUGGGUCGUCUUACCCAUUGGAAUGGCAAAAACGAGACGGGUUUCUAUGAUUUGCCAUGCGGUAUUGUUAAUGGCACCACCGGCGAUUUAUUUGCACCGAAAAUGAAUGUCAAGGAGGAGAUCACUGUCUUUGCCACAGAUGCCUGUCGCUUUAUGAAUCUACGUCCCCAGGGAACCUACGAAGCAAAUGGUUUGACAGCCACACGUUGGGUAGGCACUGAUGAAACGUUGGAUUCUGGCGAAAAUUAUCCCAAUCAAGCCUGUUUUUGUGAUCCCCGCCUGGAGGAGUGUCCCAAAACGGGAGUCGUUGAGUGCAAAGCUUGUCGCGACAAGGCUCCCAUUUAUUCCUCAUUUCCGCAUUUCUACUUGGCUGAUGAGUCGUAUCAGAAUGCGGUUAGCGGCUUGAAUCCUGAUAAGUCUAAACACGAAUUCGUCUUGGCCAUUGAACCGACAACAGGAGUGCCAAUUCAAGUGCAUGGACGUAUUCAGAUUAACAUGAUGCUCGAACCUGAUGAUGAUUAUGACAUCUAUCGCGGUGUCCAGAAGGUAUUGAUGCCCAUGUUUUGGUUUGAUCAGUAUGCUGAACUUACUCCCGAAUUGGCUUCCAGAGCAAAGCUGGCCAUCAAUCUAUCAAGUUAUGGCGUAAUCUUUGGCUACAGUCUCUUAGCUUUUGGCAGCAUUUUCCUGGUAACAGGCGUGGCUUUAACUGUUACCAAACGUUGGGUACGACGACCUGCAGAAGAUGAGGACAUGCUGGCCACAAAUUAGACACAACUUAACUAAACUAGCUAAUCAUUUAUCAUUUUCAUUUUAACCAAAGUGUGCCACUAGUUCAAACGAUUUGUACUUGUUCUCUCACUAAUUGUCAUUGUUGAAUUAUUAAUUGUUAAUUGUUUCAUCUCAACGUUGAGUUAUGUUAGUUAAGUCUUAUACAAUGGAACUAUCUUCGUACAUUCAUUAUGCAUUUUUUGUGAUAAUUAAAGUGCAAUUUAUACAUCUAUUAUAUACUCUAAAAAAAUAUGUUACUUAAAUCUGGUAGUUGUUCUCGUAAUACCCUGUAAAUCAUUCCAUAGAAAUGCCAAAACAUUAAGCACUAACAGACAGCUUUUCGUUUGGUCUAAUACAAACGCCUAGAAUUGAGAUUAUAAAGCGUUAGAGCCAUUAAAUGUCUUACCAUAAACUUAAAAUUGAGUUUAGUUUUCGAAAAAAAAUGAUUCAUCUCUCAUUUAAAAUAUCUAUUAUAUCAAGCCAAUAAUUGACCCUUGGAUCUGAUCAAACCGAAAGUCAUAAGAAUUAUUUUUUUUU